Scheffersomyces amazonensis is the source of this 2539-nucleotide messenger RNA. RefSeq names its product serine/threonine/tyrosine protein kinase (gene MPS1). Gene Ontology annotation, cellular component: kinetochore; nucleus. NCBI's taxonomy places the organism in Eukaryota, Fungi, Ascomycota, Pichiomycetes, Serinales, Debaryomycetaceae. Gene Ontology annotation, biological process: chromosome segregation; meiotic spindle assembly checkpoint signaling; protein localization to kinetochore. The coding region runs from base 167 to 2539 and encodes 790 amino acids. The record is from RefSeq and is a predicted model, not a curated record. The transcript has 2 exons. Gene Ontology annotation, molecular function: ATP binding; protein serine/threonine/tyrosine kinase activity; protein serine/threonine kinase activity.
ACUUGCCUAGUGUGUAAUAGUUAGACGAAUCUGUUUUAAGUUAUUUCCUAGUGGAAAUUGUAUAGAUUUUUUCCUUCAGUCAGUAACUGUUUGAUUUAGGGUAGACAAUUUAUCAUUUAUCAUAAGAAUUGUACUUCGAUUAAACAAACAAUUGACUUGAUGAGAUAUGUCAUUCCGAAACUUUGUAUCACCGUCUGGUGGUAAUGAAGUAAGGAGGGUGAUCAAUUCAAAUUCCGAUACAGAAUCUCAUAAGAGACACUUUUUACAUGAUGAAGAUAAUACCUUCCUCCCUCCAGCAUUAAGUUCAUAUAGCAUAGCAUUAUUAAAUGAUAGAUCUAAGAAUUUUAAUAAUAUAACAGGAAUAUAUGAACUAGAUUUCCCCGAUUACAAGAAGUCGAAUGUAUUAAGAAACAAACUAUCAGUUCAUUUCAAAGAAGUAUCUCCAUUAAAUCAAAUGAUUGAAGAUUCCAAUGUCAAUAAUAAUAAUAAUAAUAAUAUCGAUAAUAAUAAUAAUAAUAAUAAUAAUAAUAAUAAUAAUAUAAAGCCAGUAUCUCGACAAAACAGCAUAAAUUCAAUCAAUACCCCUGAACCUUUUAAUAAUAGUUCAAUUCAAGAUAUUCAAACAUCUGCUCAUAAUUCUUUUAAUUUAUCCAUUAAUAAUUUUUCAUCUCAUACUCAUAAUACUAUUUCAGAUGAAGAUAUAAUGGAACAAGUAGCAUCACCUCAUUCAUCAACUUCACGAACUCCAGCAACAACUCCAGGGAGUAACAUACAUAAUUCAGCUGAUAAAAAACUUACAUCAUCAAGAACUGGAACUGGAACUGGAACUGGACCUGGAAGUUCUUCUCAUACUGUAAAACGAGCCAGAAGGUUUGGUAAAUCACUUGGUCCACCUAAAAGAGCAUCUCGAUUUAGUGACAAUUAUGAUAAAAUUGAUAUUGAUACUAAUGAAAGAAAUACAUUAGCUUCAAAUACUUCACCACCUCCAAUGUUUAAUUUAAGUAAUUUUUCACCUAAAAUAUCAUCGAUUAUAAAAAAUCCUGAUUUUGAAAAUAAUUCAUUUCAACAUAAUAACCUUUUACGAGAGAAAUUAAGUGAAUUAGAAAGAAAUAAUGAAUUUAAGACAAAACUGGAUACUUCAAUAGAUAAUAGAAAAGUUCCUGUUUUUAAAGAAGUAGAUAAUAUUAAAUUAGAAGAAAAAUCAAUCGGUAGAUUCGAAAUUGUAAAGCAAGAUAAUAAGGAAAAUUUAGAAACUAGACAAAAGGCAAAUGGGAUUAUUAAACAAGAAAGAAUUCCAUUAGCAAAUGUUUCUAUAAGUCAAAUUAAUAUUCCUAAUGAAUUCGAUAAUUUCAGAAAACCUAAAAUUCCUAAAGUAACAAAUUAUCAUUCAACUGAAUUAGAAGUACCAGUAUCAGUACCUCCACCUGUAUCGGUAAUAUCUGAAGUUAUUCCACUUGCUCCACCUGCUUCUACAACUGGUUUAGAAGAAAAUAAAAGGAAAAAAACCAUAGUUAUUAAUGGAUUACAUUAUGAAAAAUUAGAACUUUUAGGUAGAGGUGGUACAUCUAAAGUUUAUAAAGUUAAAUCCCUUUCAAAUAAUAGAUUAUAUGCUAUUAAAAAAGUUACAUUUGAUCAAUUUGAUGAAUCAUGUGUAAAAGGAUUUAAAGGAGAAAUUGAUUUAUUAUUAAAAUUAAAAAGUUAUGAUCGAGUAGUUAAAUUAGUUGAUCAUGCCGUGGGUGAAGGAUCAAUUUAUUUAAUUAUGGAAUGUGGUGAUAUUGAUUUGGCUCAUGUAUUACAAAAUAAAUUACAUAUGAAUAAUCCAUUAGAUUUAAAUUUUGUUCGAUAUCAUUCAAUUGAAAUUUUUAAAUGUGUUAAAGCCGUUCAUGAAGCUGGAAUAGUUCAUAGUGAUUUAAAACCAGCAAAUUUCUUAUUUGUUAGAGGAAUUCUUAAAAUAAUUGAUUUUGGAAUUGCUAAUGCUGUACCUGAUCAUACAGCUAAUAUUUAUCGAGAAUCUCAAAUUGGUACCCCAAAUUAUAUGGCUCCUGAAGCAUUAGUUGAAGUAAAUCAAGGAUUUCCUGGUAUUGAUCAAAAUUCAAAACAAAGAAAUACUUGGAAAGUUGGUAAACCAUCAGAUGUUUGGUCUUGUGGUUGUAUAAUUUAUCAAAUGAUUUAUGGUAAACCACCAUAUGGAGGUUAUUCAGGAAAUCAACGUAUAAUGGCUAUAAUGAAUCCUCAAGUUAAAAUUCAAUUUCCUAAUAAAGGGAUUGGAAAUAUUCAAGUACCAUUAAGUGUUAUAGAAUUAAUGCAAAAUUGUCUUGAAAGAAAUCCUAAUGAUAGGUGGACAGUUGAUAGAUGUUUAAAUUGUGAUUUUUUAAAACCUAAAGUUGUUAGUGAAAAUUUCAUUAGAGAUUUAGUUCAUCUGGCUGUUAAUUAUGGUUAUAAUAAAAGAAGUAAUGGGAGUGGUCCAAUGGCUAUGGACGUUUAUGAUGCAUUGGUUGAUUCUGUUUUACAACAGAUUGAAGACCUUAAUUACGCUUAG